UACGCACUUGUCGCACUAGUCCCGCGAGAGAGGGAGAGCGCGCGCGCGCGCGCAAGGGGCUCCGUGGGCGGAUAGAUAGAUGGAUGGAUGACCCGCAGCCUGCUCCCCUCCCUCCCUGCCCCAGCUGUCAGCUCCCUUCCUGACUUCCCCACCCUGCCCCCGGUACCAUGGCGUCCAGCGAGGAGGACGGCACGGUGGAGGAGAAGGAAAACAACAACAAGAAGAGAACGAAAAGCGCCCUCGCGACCGCAUGGCUCACUUUCUACAACAUCGCCAUGACCGCCGGGUGGCUGGUCCUGGCCAUGGCAAUGAUGCGCUUCUACAUCCAGAAAGGCACGCACAAGGGUCUGUACAGGAGUAUAGCAAGGACGCUCAAGUUUUUCCAGACCUUUGCAUUAAUUGAGGUGGGACAUUGUGCUAUUGGAAUCGUGAGGACUUCUGUGAUUGUAACUGGGGUUCAAGUGUGUUCUCGGAUUUUCAUGGUUUGGUUCAUCACUAACAGCAUCAGACAGAUCCAGAAUGAAGAGAGCGUUAUCCUAUUCCUGGUUGUGUGGACGGUGACAGAGAUUACCAGAUAUUCCUACUACACGUUUAACCUGCUCCACCACCUGCCGUACUUCAUCAAAUGGGCCAGAUACAAUCUCUUCAUCGUCUUGUACCCGCUGGGAGUCGUGGGAGAGCUGCUCACCAUUUACGCUGCUCUGCCGUUUGUGCGCCGGUCUGGGAUGUACUCCGUGAGGCUUCCCAACAAGUAUAACGUGUCGUUCGACUACUACUACUGUCUCAUCAUCAUCAUGCUGUCCUACAUCCCACUGUUUCCUCAGCUCUACUUCCACAUGCUGAGGCAGAGGAGAAGAGUUCUUCACGGGGAGGUCAUCGUGGAAAAGGAUGACUAGACGAGCGUGACCCCCGUGCCUUCGUUUCCAUCACGUCGCCCCCCCCCCCCCCCGCCCCUCCACCUCCACCUCCGCCUCCGCCUCGUCUGCAGCAGCAACGCCGGCCGCCACAUUGUUCUUUGCACCGGGACCCGAACAGAGCCGCCCAACCGCCAAUAAGAACCAAACCCCCCCCCCUGCCCCCACGGAGUAAUGCUAACUGAUCCAGAGAAUUUCUUUGCAGGAUUAAUUCCCACCUGGACGGUAAUAUUGGAAACAUGUUUACAGUCCCUCGUGUUGCUGGAGUUUUUUCGAGACAGAACCCCGAGUCCUUUAUUCAGCCUUACAGAGUCCUGCUACACCUGCAAGCACUGAACCUCAAGACUGAACCCCGAAGGAAGGAAGAGGCAAACGUGAAGAGAGGAAAGAAGGUCGUAGGUCGUGUCUCCGCGCUGUGUGGCUGUAAGCAACAAGAGAAAAAAUAUUCAUAGCUCCAACAUACCUCAACAAUAAACCCACGUUUAGACAAUGUGCCGCUUCUUCUGCGUACGUUUGUUUUACCUUCCAUGUAAAAUGAAAUGAGCAGGAUUGAUUGAUCCGCCCACUGUGUCACUUUGAGCAAGCAGAAGUCAAACUUAACUUCUUUUAUGUUGUUUUGAUGUUUACAAUGUCAAACGAAGUUACAAGAGUGCAUCUUAAAGCAAAUUUGAAGUUUCACAGAAGCUCUUUGUCUGUAGUUCAAAUCCUUGUGAGCACUCGCAGUCUUCAGUCUGUUUGGUUUCUUUUUUUUUUUGUCUGUUUUGUGAGAACUCGGUGUCCGUCUUGGCAGAAAGGCAGUUGGACUCCCUGCUACUGAAAAAGGUGCUAUCAUCAGAUCAUUUCAAUCUUCUGUGCAGCUGAAGGAGUGACUGUGACUGGAGUUUGACCGAAAGCAGGAUGUGAAAUGACUUGAGGGGAAAUGUUAGCCAAUGAAUUGCAAAGCCCAAGAUUAGUGAAA
Molecule: messenger RNA, 1872 nt
Organism: Salarias fasciatus (jewelled blenny)
Lineage: Eukaryota; Metazoa; Chordata; Actinopteri; Blenniiformes; Blenniidae
Gene: hacd1
Product: 3-hydroxyacyl-CoA dehydratase 1
Exons: 7
Coding region: 168-896 (242 amino acids)
Biological process (GO): fatty acid elongation; very long-chain fatty acid biosynthetic process; sphingolipid biosynthetic process
Cellular component (GO): endoplasmic reticulum membrane
Molecular function (GO): 3-hydroxyacyl-CoA dehydratase activity
Source: RefSeq, a predicted model, not a curated record